GGUGUUGCAUUGAAUUUUAAAAUCAGAAGAUCUAAUUUUGUUAAAAUAAACCCGACGUCCUCUUGGUUUGUGAAUGAAAAACAUCAAUUUACUUAAAAUCCUGACACUUAAAUAAUAUAUCCCACCAACUUGUUAGGCGUCAUUGGAGGUGAGACAGGUUGGGAGGCGCGCGGUCAGCCAACUAGCGGGCCGAGGGAUGGGUGACGAAGUGUUGAUUGUGCACUUCAACGAUGUAUAUAACAUCGAACCGACAACAAAUACGGAGCCGGUGGGCGGUGCACUGAGGUUUAGCACAGCUGUGAAAGCUUUGCAGCAUUUGAACCCACUCGUGUUAUUUAGCGGCGACGCCUUCUCCCCUAGCAUGCUAAGCACAUUCACAAAAGGCGAACAGAUGGUACCGGUUCUGAACGAAAUCGGGACGCAUUGUGCAGUUUUUGGAAAUCAUGAUUUUGAUUUCGGCCUCGACGUGCUAUCAAACCUGGUCGCUCAAUGCAACUUUCCCUGGUUAAUGUCGAAUGUCAUAGACAACGAAACCGGUAGACCGCUCGGCGACGGAAAAAUUACCCACGCAUUAUUAUGCAAUGGACAUAAAAUUGGACUCAUCGGCUUGGUGGAACAGGAAUGGUUAGAUACACUGGCGACCAUAAAUCCAGAAGAAGUGACUUUCAUCGACUUCCUGCAGGCGGGUAACAAGUUAGCGUCGCAGUUGAAACAAGAGGGUUGUGAAUACGUCAUAGCACUUACGCAUAUGAGAACGCCGAACGAUAUCAAAUUGGCUGAGGGUUGCACCGAUAUCGAUCUCAUAUUGGGAGGCCACGAUCACGUUUACGAAGUUCUAGAGAUAAACAACAAAUACAUCGUGAAAAGCGGCACGGACUUCCGGCAGUUCAGCAAAAUCAACAUCAAUUUCAGCUCGGACGUCGCGCGGGUGGAGAUAACAGACGUCGCGGUGAGCAGUUCUUACGCCGAAGACCCCGUGCUCAAGUCGAAGGUGGAAAAGUAUUCUGCCAUGAUAGACGGCAAAAUGGACGAAGUUCUCGGCAAGUUCUGCGUGCCUCUAGAAGGAAGGUUCUCCGUGGUGAGACGCCAAGAGUGCAAUCUGGGCAACUGGGUGUGCGAUGUCCUCUUGGCGGCUACCGGUGCCGAUAUGCUCUUACUCAAUUCUGGAACUUUCCGCUCUGAUCAGGUACACCCGGCGGGAGACUUCACCCUCCGCGAUCUGUCCACAAUCAUCCCCAUGCGUGAUCCCAUCGUGGUGGUGGAGGCGAGUGGGGAAGUCAUCCUAAAGGUUUUGGAGAAUGCCGUCUCCAAGUAUCCGAGCUUGGAGGGCAGGUUCCCUCAGGUAGCAGGCAUAUCGUUCGCCUUCGACCCCAGUAAACCCCCAGGGGAGAGGGUAGCGGAACAUGUUGUGAAGAUAGGCGACGAGUACCUGCAAAGGGAUCAGAAGUACCGGCUGGCGAUCAAGCAGUACCUACACUCAGGCAACGACGGGUUCACUAUGCUACCUCACUGCCCGGUUUUGGUGUCAGACGACAUGUGCCCCGAGAUCGGCAUGGCAAUACAGAACCACUUCGCGGCGAUCAACGUGCGCACGGGAAAAUCGCGUCCUUCCAAACACAGGCAAUCGUUGGUAACCCUAAGCCGGAGACACAGUCUGGUGAAGAUGUUAGACGGCAGCGAGUUGGAUGGACCUCCGCCUCUACGCAGGGCGUCUUCUGUUGCCGUCGAGCCGCAUAACACUCACCACAGAUUAACAAGACGAGCGUCCUUGGACGAUUUGGAGCAGAACGCGUGUGAGCUGGCGCCCAAAAUAGAGAACAGAAUCAUCAUUCUCGACAAACCAGAGAUACUUCAGGAACUAUUAGCCGAGAGAGCCCGUUGGGAAUCAGAUUCCGUAAUAAAAGAAGUGGAUGAAGACUCACCGUAAGCCGUAAGAAUGCUCUAACUACGUUAUACCGUCGAGAUUUCAUUCGUAAAGUUGCAUAUUUUAGCUUAUUUACAUAAGUACGACACUUGCGGACGAUGGCACUUUUGAAAGCUCGAAAGGGCUUUUAAUUUUAAACCCAGUUCCGUAAAGCCAGUUAAGUUUUGCAGUUUUGGCAGCUUACUGAGUUGUGAUAUUUUAUGAAGCAAUCGAGAGUUUUAUAGUUUAGUAUGCAGUGGCAGAGGGUAGGUUAAGUUUGAUAUUGGCAUUAUUGAGAUGGAGCAGAAAUACACCUUUUUUGGACCUUCUGUUUGAGAUUAUUGGUUGAUAAAACAGGAGUUCACAUUUCCGUUGCCACAUGUGUUUGGUCACAUUUUCUCACUUUUCAUCUGUAUACUCUGUGAACAUUUCUGACGAAACUGAAUUUUGACAGCCGAGUGGCGCAGU
Molecule: messenger RNA, 2371 nt
Organism: Pararge aegeria (speckled wood butterfly)
Lineage: Eukaryota; Metazoa; Arthropoda; Insecta; Lepidoptera; Nymphalidae
Product: snake venom 5'-nucleotidase
Exons: 15
Coding region: 197-1927 (576 amino acids)
Biological process (GO): nucleotide catabolic process
Molecular function (GO): hydrolase activity
Source: RefSeq, a predicted model, not a curated record